AUGUCGAGGCCCAGGUCUGUAGCUGCUCCAGCAAUUCUCCAGUCGUCCACCUUGUGGGACAGUCUGCGUUCCUACGGCACUUGCUUCCUGUCGGAGACGUUGGACUUCCGCACUCUAUGUACAGCCCCUUUCGACGGAACCGUCCUCACCCCCGCUCUCGCAUGGGAGGCUAUAAAGAGGGAAGACUAUCGCGGUUGCUUUGAUGAUGCUUUGCAAGAAUUGAUGGCGGAGUCAAGCUCUAAAGUAGGCUCAUAUCAGGACCUCACGGCAAGGCUCCUGAAGUUAUAUGUGUUUCAUCUCGGGAUAACAAUUAUGCAAUGUGUGCCAGACAGGGACCAUUACACUUUCAUCGACCCUUUCUUCUCAGAUAACACCGAUAUGAUCAUACAAGAGGCCACGGAGUUGAUUCAAAUCUUUACAUCGAGGGGUUUUGACAGCACUAACAUCGUUAUCUCAAUACCUGCUACGAAAGAAGGUCUAAUUGCUGCGAAGAUGCUCCACGACCAGUAUGGCAUACGCACCAAUAUGGUCAUGGUAUCGAGUCUGUUGCAUGCAAUAAUCUCUGGCGACACCGGAGCGGCUGCAGUUACAUACGAUUUUCAAGCGCUUCGUCAACUGUGUCCCGUCCAGUGUGAUCAAGAGGCGGAGGUGAUCGCAGCUAUCAGAAACACCGGUGCACUCUUCCAGCUCCAUUGUAAACCAAAGCUCGUAGUCACCGGCUUGAAUCACAUCAAGCAAUUGCGGAGCAUGGCCGGACCCUUCACAUGCUGUCUAGGGGAUGCAAUAGCAACCGAAGCACUGUCAACUACAUCCCCAGCGGACUACUGCUCCCUCAACCCUGCCGAACUUCAAGCACCAAAAGAGACUGUUGGCAUACUUGGGCGGGACGCUCAGUCAUCUGGGCGCCAACUCAUGUCUCUGCUGCCCACUGACAUGUGCGCCCUGGCCCAGAAGGCUUUUGUCUCCGGCAUGACACCCAUGAAAAUAUGCUUGCAACAGGUGAGAAUAGUGCUGACGGAGGAAUUUCUAAGGCACCAGAGGCGGAGGCUGGCACAGGCCAACAGGCCUAAAGGUGAUGACGAUCACCCGCGAAUGCUGAGUUCUGAUGCACAUUGCUCUGAACGACGCUCACGGGAUUCGACGACAAAAUCUGAGUGCGGACCGCGCAAGUCUAAAGGUAAAGACGCCCUACGCAAAGUGACUUUCGCGAUUGGAACCAAAGACUAG
Sparassis crispa is the source of this 1227-nucleotide messenger RNA. RefSeq lists its product as hypothetical. NCBI's taxonomy places the organism in Eukaryota, Fungi, Basidiomycota, Agaricomycetes, Polyporales, Sparassidaceae. The record is from RefSeq and is a predicted model, not a curated record. Gene Ontology annotation, cellular component: intracellular anatomical structure. Gene Ontology annotation, biological process: carbohydrate metabolic process. Bases 1 to 1227 code for a protein of 408 amino acids. The transcript has 7 exons.